Dentiscutata heterogama is the source of this 632-nucleotide messenger RNA. Lineage: Eukaryota; Fungi; Glomeromycota; Glomeromycetes; Diversisporales; Gigasporaceae. The record is from the annotation of a GenBank genome assembly.
GAUGGCAUUGUUAAAAUCGUUCGUUAUGAAGGGGUCACAUCAUUAUGGCGAGGACUUUCACCUGGAUUAGUAAUGUCUGUUCCCUUGACUGUAGUCUAUUUUGUUGGAUAUGAUUCUAUUAGAGAUUCAUUAUGGAAACAUUGGAAAGGGAAAUACUCUGAAACGUAUUCACCGCUAGUGGCUGGAACCCUUGCAAGGACAUUUUCGGUCUCAGUGAUAUCACCAAUAGAAUUGCUUAGAACCAGGAUGCAAAGUCCAGAAGGUAUAAAUGGUUUAAAAGAUGUUAUGAAGGGUGUGCAAGAGAUGGUCAGAAGAAAUGGUAUCACAUCAUUAUGGCGAGGUUUAGAACCUACGUUAUGGCGGGAUGUUCCAUUUUCAGCCAUAUACUGGACAGGUUAUGAAUCAAUAAAAAGAAACUUUAGUAAUUAUCUACGAAACAAAAGUAUCGAUGGAAAUAUAAAUAAUUUUUCAGUUGCCUUUGUGAGCGGAGCUACUUCUGGCAUGAUUGCAGCAACAUUAACAACUCCUUUUGAUGUGGCAAAAACUCAACGACAAGUUGCUUCACAUUCAAAGAAAAAUCCAAGCAUGGUUAAAAUUAUGCAAAGAAUAUUUCAUGAGGAAGGAUAUCAAGG